UACCAAUUUUAAAACAUCCAGUAUACCUCACCACGUCCCACCUCCACCCACCCCCAACCCCUUCCCCCACAAAUAAAGAGAUGCACAUGAACAAUCCAUGAAGAUACCAAGAAGACAGAUAAACCAAAACAAUCCACUUACCAAAAAUAUAAAGAUAUUCAGACACAACAAAACCAAUGUCAAACUGCCCUUUAUAAUUACAUAGCCUUGUACACACAAAAUAAAAGCAGAUGGAAAUGUAUUCUUGGAUUCUCAGGAAGUUUCAAUCAAGACUGCUAUUAUUAGCAGUCCUUUCAUUUGGAUUAUUUAGUGUUAAAGCUGAGGUCGCUCCAUCUGAAGAUGAAGAUGUAGUUAGCAGUUUCCAGCCAAGCCUUGCUGUGGUUAUUGGUGUCCUCUCUAUCAUGUUUUCACUAACUUUUCUUCUUCUCCUCUAUGCCAAGUUCUGUCAUAGGGCAUCUUCUUCUGUUCGUAACAACACCAAUAUUAUGCAUAUUCAAGAUGGACUUGUUCGAUCAGUACUGUCAUGUUCCUCAGGUAUCGAUAAAACUGUGGUGGAAUCACUUCCAUUUUUCAGAUUCUCUUAUAUCAGAGGGUCCAAACAAGGGCUUGAAUGUGUUGUUUGCUUAUCAAAAUUUGAAGAUAUUGAAAUCCUUAGAUUGCUGCCAAAGUGCAAACAUGCUUUUCAUAUUGACUGUAUUGAUAAGUGGCUGGAAAAACAUUCAACCUGUCCACUUUGCAGGCAUAAGGUCAGUGCUGAAGACCUGUCAUUACUUACUUAUUCAGACAGUUUGAGAUUCUUGUGGAACCAACCUGAGCUAAGAGAUGAAUCAAAUUUGGAACUAUAUAUUCAAAGAGAGGAAAAUGGAUCCUCAAGAUUUAGUAUUGGAAGCAGCUUUAAGAAGGAAGAAGAAUCGCCAAUACAAGAAAACAAUAUUGAUAAUCAAAAUCAGAAAGCACUACACAGGUUCAAUCAUAGGAUUAUAGUCUCAGAUGUUGUCUUCAAGAAUCGAUGGAGUAAUGUGAGUUUUUCGGACCUUAUGUUCUUGAAUUCAGAAAUGCUCAAUGGCAUGGCAAGCAACAGAUUCUCAUCGAUGGACAGAAUUACUGAGCAAUCCACGGCGAAAAGAGUGAUAGAAGAAGAAGGUCAAAGAAUGAAUAUCAAGGAUGAAAUGGAAAGGAAAAGAUUGUUUGAGAGCAAAAUCCAGCAAAAUGAUUUAUCACAAUUUCCAGAAGCCUCAGAAUCAAGAACCAAUUCAUCAAAAUCACUAAGUCAAAAUGAGAAAAGAUGCAUGUCAGAAAUUAUAGUGCAUCCAAGAUUCAUAGAUUUCAACAACAAGAACAUUGGUAAUAGAAAGCUUUCGGAAAGGAGGAGGAAGCUUUGGCUUCCAAUUGCAAGGAGAACAGUCAAGUGGUUUGCUAAUAGGGAAAGAAGGUCAUCACAUACAGAAAACAGAAGACAAACACUAAAUGUAUAGACUUUUCAUAAGUAGACAAUUUUUUUUUUUUAAGCAAGAUUUUCAGUGAUAAGCAAGUUGAGAAAUUAUGCUUUCGGGGAUGUAAUUUCGAUCUAAACCCGUAAACCCAUAACUUUAUAUUCCAUGAAAAGAUUAUCAUGAUUUCUGAACGAACCGAGGGAGAGUCGAGGCAUGAAAAAACUUAUCUAUGAUCUGCUUAUUUCCAAGUACGUAUCAUCCCCUGCCUUAUCUGCCGUCUCUGCGGCCGCCAAAAACCUACCCUCUCUCGGAUAUUGAGUGGGUUGACAUAACCCGCCAUCUUUGGGCAGGAGUCGUCAGAUCUUGCCCAGGCAAUGGAGCGAUAGACACUCGCUCGCAAGUUUUAAGAAGUGAUAAGCGCAAGGACAAGUCGAUUCAGAAAGGGGAAGAGGAGUAGCCUAGCCUGGUUCUUGUUUGUUUUUCUUAGCGGUAUAGUACGGCACAUUGUGAAUCACAAUAUAGUAAAAAUGAAAGGCUGUACUGAUUCAGUUUCCAAAGAAAAAUCAAGCAUUUAGUAAUGUUAAUUGCAUGAUCGGCUGUUAGGAUGAUGGGAACGAUUGAGAGUCCUCUAGCCUGGUCCCGUCCUUGUACCUUAGUAUUCAAAUUGUUCUUAUCUAAUUAAUAAAUCUUUUCGAGAUUCUUAA
Molecule: messenger RNA, 2137 nt
Organism: Nicotiana attenuata
Lineage: Eukaryota; Viridiplantae; Streptophyta; Magnoliopsida; Solanales; Solanaceae
Product: E3 ubiquitin-protein ligase ATL42-like
Exons: 1
Coding region: 231-1475 (414 amino acids)
Source: RefSeq, a predicted model, not a curated record